CAGAAAUAUCAAAUUCUCUCUUGCUCUCAAAUAUAGACCUGAUGGCGGAUGCACUGCUUGGUUCCUCUGUACAAGUUCUAGUGGAGAAGGCAAUAAACUCGGCUUCAGAACAAAUUGGCCUGUUUGUUGGCUUCAAGAACGAUUUGGAGAAACUGAAGUAUGGGUUGACUUUGAUCCAGCCUGUCCUUCAUGAUGCAGAGGAAAAACAGGUGACUCAAGAGUUCAUGAAGCGCUGGUUGGAGAAGCUUGAAGCUGUGGCUUUCGAUGCUGGUAAUCUGUUGGAUGACAUCAACUAUGAAAUGAUUCGACGCAGAGUUGAGAUCCAAAACCAAAUGAACAAGAAGGUAUGCUUCUUCUUCUUCUCACUCUCCAGUCCAAUUGCAUUUCGUUGCAAUUUAAUGGCCAACAAAAUUCAGCAAAUCAAUAUGGACUUGAAUAGAAUCAAUGAAGAAGCAAUCGACUUUAGCCUCCAGUCACAGAUUGGAGCUAGAGAUGUUCCUGCUCUUUCUCCUCCUAGUGGAGAAGGAUUUGUGAAGAACAGAGAGAUUGACUCUGUUACCAUUGAUACGAGUUUCAUUGGUAGAGGUGAUGAUGUCUCAGCAAUAGUAACACAAUUGACUGCCACGAGUAACAAUGAAAGUCUCUCAGUUCUUCCUAUAGUAGGAAUGGGCGGGAUAGGGAAGACCACCUUGGCUCGAAAAGUUUUCAAUGAACUAAAAAUUGACAUACAUUUUGAUAAAACAAUAUGGGUUUGUGUGUCAGAUGAUUUCAAUGUCAAUAGGCUUUUCGAUUUGAUUCUAGAAUCAUGGCAAGUCCAAAAGCCUGGAGUUGAGGGUAGGGAAGCUAAGUUGAAGCAACUUAAGAAGUUAUUGGAUGGGAAAAAGUUUCUACUAGUCCUAGAUGGUGUGUGGAAUGAGAAGCCCACACUGUGGAAUGAGUUUCUUGGUGCACUAAAAGGUACUAGCCCAUCCAUGGGGAGUUGGAUUCUUCUGACUCGUAAGCAACCAGUGGCAAACAUCACAAGAAUUUCUUCUCCUCCUUGUGCCUUGAAACAAUUAUUAGAUGAUAAAUGUUGGCUCAUUCUCAGAGAAAUUGCAUUUGGAGCUUGGGAACUGUUGAAUGAGCUGCAAGAUAUAGGGUUCAAGAUUGCGCAAAGAUGCCGAGGCUUACCAUGGGCUGCAUGUGUUCUUGGUGGCAUGCUGCUUAACGAGGGAAUAGAUGAAUGGCAGAACUUAGAGAUUGGGCUUCAAAGUUUAGGUGGAGAUGAAAAUAGUGAUGUUGCUAAAAUUUUGAAGUUGAGCUUUGAUCGCCUUCCAUAUCCAUCUCUGAAAAAGUGUUUUGCAUAUUGUACAAUUUUUUCCAAGGAUUUUCAAAUGGAAAGGAGUCAACUAAUCCGACUUUGGAUGGCAGAAGGAUUUCUUCAUUCAAAUCAAAGAAACAAUAUGCGUAUGGAGGAAGUUGGUAACAUGUAUUUUACGAUUUUGCUGGAUAGUAACUUGUUUCAAGAUGCAGAAAAAGAUGAUUAUGGGAAUGUUUUGAAUUGCAAAAUGCAUGAUCUUGUGCAUGAUAUGGUGCAAUUCAUUUCCAAAUUUAGAACAAUAAGUUUGAAAGAGUCAGCAGGAGUUGAUUACCCGGAGAAGACUUUUCCCAUUAGGUAUCUUGCAAUGGGGAGAAGUGGUGGGGAAGAAAUAUCAUUUCUAUUGAAUGAGAGUUUCAGCUACACAACAACAUUAUUUUUAUUGGAGAACAAAUCAAAUAAUGAUGGUUUGAUCUCAUUUUUGACUUGCUUGCGAUUGCUAAAUUUAACUUCAUCACAUGCCAAGGAGCUUCCUAAAUCAAUUGGCAAGUUGUCUCCUUUAAGGUACCUCGAUUCGUCAAAUACUCCAAUAGAAACUUUGCUGGACUCUCUUUGUAAACUUUACAACCUGCAAGAGUUCGUGAUUGUGAAUCAUUGACAAAGUUUCCAAACAAUUUCAAGCAUUUGGUGAAUUUGAGGCACUUUGAUAUUUUCUCUAAGGAUGAAUCAAGUGAUCUAAUGCCUCUUGAAAUCGGACAACUGCAUUCUCUCCAAACAUUGCCCUUUUUCCAAACAAUUCUGAGUGGUCCAAGAUCUCCCAAAUUCCUGAAAUUUACAUUGAUGGGCUGCAAAUCAGAGGCUAAUCUCCAUCUGAAGUUUAUUAAUUGAAGCUACUCGCCUAACUUUUGCUGAAUAACUGUUGCAAACCAUCUUUUCUUGGUCCUCAAUUUCUGCUCUCCAGGUAUAUUUGAUCAAAAGUCUUCAGCUAUCAUGGUUUCCUGUUAAAUGGUGAUGCAGAUAAAUGCCUCCACAUUCUUUGACCUGCAAAAAUGAGGGGCUGUUUGCUUGGCGAGAGCUUUCUAGCUUCAAAUAGAUCCAUCAGGGCACUCCCAAAAGGAUCUCUUUCUCCUUCUUUAUACAGAGACAGUUUAGGCAGUGCCAAGUUUAGUUUUAGAGUACAUGAUGAACCAUGUGUAAACACACAUGGUAUAGUAUAGAAAGUUGUGGGUGUAAUAGAUUUUCUUGAGGCUUAGAGCUCUCCAACAUGCUACAAUGAAGAUUAUUUGGGUUGUCUGCGGGGAUUCUCAUGCAUGAGGAAAACUUUAUCCAACUUCAAAUACAAUUUAAAGGAGGAAUGAUAUGAAAUUCUGCAUAAUCAUCUUCACAAGCAUCAGGAAUACUUCUUCUUUUGAAAAUCCAUCUUCAGACUCUUUCCCCAUUAGGCACCACCUUUUGUCUUCCUCUUGGGCAACAAAUCCAUCAUUUUCUGACAUGAAUGGAACCAUAAUUAGCAACUCUUUCAGUUAUUAGUGCCUCAAAUAUCAAGAAAUAGUGAAGCUUGUCGGAUGAUUGAAUAAUCAAGCAGUGCCUUGAAGCAGUUGCUUGAUAUAUUGUCCAAUUAGAGCUACUUGGCAUAAUAGUAGGUAAUUUGCUAUUUGUAUUUCACUGGGUAUGCAGUGAUUUGUAGCUGGUCCUUGAUAUUCUGGUUAGCAAACCAGAAUAUCUUAGUUGUGGAGUUCUUAUUCUCUAAUGAAUUAUUAUGUGUCUGUUGAGCAAUGUUAUUUGGGAGGUUACAUUCUUUUAUGUUGUAAAUUUUCAGAUGCAACCCUGCUUUCUUAUACAGUUUUUUGAGUGCUAGAAAUCUAAUGAAUGGUCUGAAAACAUCCUUCAAAGUUUUCUUGUAUACAAAAAGCUGUUAUGUGCAUGAGCUGUUGGCUCAAUCUGAUGGGGGGCAAAUUCUCUAAUUCAAGGCUAUUACAAGGUUGAUGGAAAAGAUGCCAUGAAAUGAAUCAGGUUAAUGGAUUAUGGAGAAAGUCAAAAAUUUAAUGUAGGAGAGGUAGAGUUCAACGCUGGGGUAUACAUGGAAAUCUUGAUUCAUAUCAUUGAACCAGGAAGUGUUCUGAGAGGAAGGAUCAACCUUGUUGGUAAGUACAGUUCAUGUGGAUGGCUGUCUGCUGGUGAAAGAGAGUGUCCAUUUCUUGUAAGGGGAACCUGUUAUGAAAAAUACUUGGUGAGUUAGAAAUGCUGAAAUUAGAAAAAUAAAUAAAGAUAUGCAUAAAUAAAUGAAAAUGAAGAAAAUGAACCACCUCAAUUUAUUCCUGCUUGUUACUACAAAUAAAAAGGUCAAUUUUGAAAAUCAGCUAUAAGGACGAUAUGUAACUUCAUCAUAUAUAAUCACCACGCAUACCUGAUGAAAUAAAUGAUACCCAUUAUCUUCAUUAAGUUGUUCCGUGGGAAGAAAUAGCAAGAAUAUGCUAUUUAAUUAUCAAGAAACAUCAUUUGUCGAGAUUAGUAUUUGUAGUCUCUCGCAAAUUCAUUGUUUUCAAUUAUUUAGUGAAUUCUUACAAAAUUCAAGAAUGUAAGGACUAUUCCUAUUGAAACAGGCUGUCUUAUCAUCUUAGAGGGAUUUUAACAAGAUUUAGAGUCCAGAUACAUUGUUUAGAUAGUUUGAUACCUAAGAUAUGAAGUUUUAGUAUGCCCAUAUUGCAGGUUCAAAAGGUUUUCUAGUGUUAGUUACCUGAUUUUGAUCUGAUGCGUGGCAGACUUGGUGCACCUAAAAUAGUCAGAUGCUAGGUUCCACCUAAGGAACUAAAGUCAAUUUUAAUAACUUGGAAAUAGGUGACCUUAAUUUAGCUAGUUACUUGCACUCUUAUCUUUUUUUUUUCCCAACUUCUCAAUGAAAAAAUUUACCAUUGCAUUCCUUUAAGAGCUUAGUAUUGAUUUAUCUUGUUAUUCUCUAAGAACCAUAUUUUGCUGAUUGUUUUUGUGCUGUACUUUCUUGUAUUUGUUGCAUUUUGGACUCAGCACGGCUUGCAUAAAAUUCGUAACAUGAAAUUCAAAAUGCUGUUGACUGAGGCCUGAUGGUAGGUCACUUUUUUUUGCUCACAAGACUCUUCGCACAGAAAAGGCAUGGCAUUUCUUGAGGAACAUUUGCUAUAUUAUCUGAAAAUAUGCAAUGAGGAUAUGACUCCCAAGAUUUAGGUCUUUACUUGGCCUAGUUCAAGUCAUCCUCUGCAGUUGCACUAGAAAAAGUAAGCAGAGAACUUUUGUAGUUGGAGCAAUCUAUUUGGGCUCUUCCAAAAGGAAGACUCUUGCACUUUAAUUGCACACAGAGAAGGCUAAGUUACAAUUCAGCAUGACUGUAAUCCAUUCUACAUUGGUUUAUUCUCAUUGUGCAGCUACAAAUCUGAUGCCAUUUCUUCCUCUGGUCAUAGGCAAUUCUAAGUCUAAUUUGAGAGUCUACAGUCACAAUGGUUGGUCCAUUGGAAGUAUACACGAGGCUGACAGUGAUAAGAUUUUCUUGAGGCCUUGAGCUCUUCAAGAACCUGCAUGAAACAUGAUUCUGGCUGGCUACAGGGAUUCUCGUAACUGAGGUGAAGAACAGAGCUAUGGAUUAAGCCAAUGUACAUGGGAAAGCUACUGGUUGGAUUUUAAGUCAAGUAACAGAAUUUGUUUUCAUUCAAACGACAAAUGCUGCUAACGAGGCUUGUCAGCCCUUUUAAGGAAACAUAGCGUGGUCUUUUCAAGAGGCUUUCAUCUGUUGAAGGAUUCUAAGUUGGCACAUCUGAAAAGCUUGAGUUGUAACCCUCCUAACAAUCAAUCAGAAGCCUACCAAUAGGAUGCGUAUCUUCUCAUCUAAAGGGAAGGUGCUGUAACAUGAGUAGCUGCCCCAACAUUGAAUGGUGCAAGCAUUACCGGAUUCCCUACUUUGAGAUUGAUCACAUUCUAACUGGACGCUAGGUUGUCAAAAUUUGCUCGAAUCCUCGGAAAAUUCUUGUCUACGCCUAUAAUUAUUUUAAGCGAUGCUGCGGACCAUAAUUUUGUUGGAUAACCAUAAGAUUUAAGUUUAUAAUUCUAUUGUUUCCCAAGUUAGCCAUAAGAUUGAAUGCAUAAUUCCAUGUUUCUGG
Molecule: messenger RNA, 5424 nt
Organism: Coffea arabica (coffee)
Lineage: Eukaryota; Viridiplantae; Streptophyta; Magnoliopsida; Gentianales; Rubiaceae
Source: RefSeq, a predicted model, not a curated record